AUGCUUCGAACUUGGGUCUCUCAGAGCCCAACUACGCUUCGAAAAACUAGGUACUCAAUGAUGAUUGGAAAGCGAAAAAGAGACACACAUGUUGUGUCGAGAUCUACGACAUCCGAGGAAGACGAAGCGACAACCACUACGACGAACGAUAGUUCUAGCCAUGAUAUUUUCCGCAAAUUUUUCGAAGCUCAAUUUCAGCCCUUAGAAGUGCCUGAAACCCAUAUUACAUGUGCCCAGGGAUCCGACGAUGAGCAUGGUACCAACGAAUCUGAAGAAUCUGAGCCUGAGUCUGAAUGGAAUGGCGUCUCAGAGGAUGGGCACGAAGAAAACAAAGUUGAGGUAGUCGAGCACCACGACUUGUCCGCGGUGGCUAAGGAAUCAAUGGAUAAGAGAGCUCGCAAAGCCUUCAUGGUAUAG
Aspergillus oryzae RIB40 is the source of this 417-nucleotide messenger RNA. RefSeq lists its product as uncharacterized. The coding region runs from base 1 to 417 and encodes 138 amino acids. The transcript has a single exon. The record is from RefSeq and is a predicted model, not a curated record. NCBI's taxonomy places the organism in Eukaryota, Fungi, Ascomycota, Eurotiomycetes, Eurotiales, Aspergillaceae.